This is a messenger RNA of Iphiclides podalirius (scarce swallowtail), 282 nucleotides long. NCBI's taxonomy places the organism in Eukaryota, Metazoa, Arthropoda, Insecta, Lepidoptera, Papilionidae. The record is from the annotation of a GenBank genome assembly.
AUGGGUGGUGGGUACGGUUCCCACACGGGGCAAAUAUUCGUCUGCAGGGAGCCGACCUUGUUGGUGAUGUAUCCCCUGAUGGAGCUGGCCACGCGCGACGGGGAAGCGGCUGCGGCGCCGCCUCGCAGCGCGCCCUGCAGCCGCCCGAGCAGCGCGCCCCCCUCGUCCUCCACCGUCGAGCCCCCGGGGGCGUCUGCCCCUCGACUUGCCAAACAGACUUUCGAAAUUCGAAUGCUCCUUCUGCUCUCUUUUUUCUCUUUAUUUCCAGCCGGUCUCUACAGC